AUCAACGAUCCUUAAAUCGAGGAACUACAGAAGGUUUCUCAGGCUUUUGCCCAAAUGCAUCCAAAAGCAGGCUUGAUAUUUGCUCCCCAAUAGUUACUCUCUAUGCAACAAGGUAUGCCAGAAGGCACAAAGACAAACAAAAAAAUCACUCUUGGUUCCUCCGGCCAUCCCUCCCCAACAAAGUAUGCUGUUUAAUUAUAAAAUUAUUACUUGUGCGUGCUCACGAGUCACCACCUCCAUGGCUCCAUGACACCAGCAAAGCUCCAUAGCACCAGUAUAUAUAUCCUCACUAAGCUAGCACCCAAACAUCAGCAACAAGCUUCACGUACGACAUCUGAUUCAAUGGCAUCCAACUCCUACACCUUGCUGAUGACGCUGCUUGCACUCUCCGCCCCGCUGGCCGUCGUGGCCGGCGACCCAGACAUCCUGGCCGACUUCAUCGUCCCGGCAAGCGCCAACCCGACGAACAUCACCGGUGACUUCUUCACUUACACCGGCUUCCGCGACAUAAGCACGCCCGCAUAUGGUUUCACCUUGACCAAGGCCACUAUGAUGGAGUUCCCAGCCCUGAACGGCCAGAGUGUGUCCUACGCCAUGCUCACGUUCCCCUCGGGCUCCGUCAACCCCACGCACACCCACCCGCGCGCCUCCGAGCUGCUGGUCCUCGUCCAUGGCGCGCUCUCCGUUGGGUUCAUCGACACCGCCAACAAACUCUACACCCAGGACCUGGGUCCGGGCGACAUGUUCGUGUUCCCCAAGGGGACGGUGCACUACCAGUUCAACCAAGGGAACAGCACCGCCACGGCACUCUCUGCAUUUGGGAGCGCCACCCCUGGGCUCGUGUCCGUUCCCCUCGCCGUGUUCGACACCAGCAUCGACAACGCCAUCCUCGCCAAGUCCUUCAAGACCGACGAGGCGACCAUCCAGAAGCUCAAGGCAGGCCUGGCUUUCCGGUGCUGUUAA
Hordeum vulgare subsp. vulgare (domesticated barley) is the source of this 963-nucleotide messenger RNA. Its product is annotated as germin-like protein 9-3. Gene Ontology annotation, cellular component: cell wall. The coding region runs from base 247 to 963 and encodes 238 amino acids. NCBI's taxonomy places the organism in Eukaryota, Viridiplantae, Streptophyta, Magnoliopsida, Poales, Poaceae. The transcript has a single exon. Gene Ontology annotation, molecular function: manganese ion binding. The record is from RefSeq and is a predicted model, not a curated record.